Pseudophryne corroboree (corroboree frog) is the source of this 2040-nucleotide messenger RNA. It is a transcript of the gene SLC25A30, whose product is annotated as solute carrier family 25 member 30. NCBI's taxonomy places the organism in Eukaryota, Metazoa, Chordata, Amphibia, Anura, Myobatrachidae. The transcript is spliced from 10 exons. The record is from RefSeq and is a predicted model, not a curated record. Gene Ontology annotation, molecular function: transmembrane transporter activity. Gene Ontology annotation, biological process: transmembrane transport. The coding region runs from base 188 to 1057 and encodes 289 amino acids.
GUGCAUGGCAGUGGGCGGGGAUAUGCUCUCUGUCUCCUCCAGUACUGACUAGGAAAGUAGUAAACGUCUUUUAUUAUCCCAGCAGCAGCAGUAACAGCAGCAGCUGCAGAGUGCGGGUAGCAGCUCGGUCAGGCCCUGAGUGAGGAUUGUGCACGUUACAGGCAAAAUUGAGACCUCCGGAUUCAACAUGUCUGCACUUAACUGGAAACCAUUUAUAUAUGGUGGUCUGGCCUCCAUUACAGCGGAAUGUGGCACUUUUCCCAUAGACUUGACUAAAACACGCCUCCAAGUGCAGGGUCAAGCUAAUGAUGCAAAGUACAAAGAAAUCCGCUACCGAGGAAUGUUCCAUGCACUUGUUAGAAUAUGCAAAGAAGAAGGUUUGAAAGCACUGUAUUCUGGAAUUGCUCCAGCAAUGCUUCGCCAGGCAUCCUAUGGCACUAUUAAAAUUGGCACUUACCAGAGCAUGAAGAGGCUAUUUGUUGAUCGCCCAGAAGAUGAAACGUUGGUUCUUAAUGUAUUUUGUGGUGUCUUAUCUGGAGUAGUUUCUUCAUGUAUUGCCAACCCCACCGACGUGCUAAAGAUAAGAAUGCAGGCACACGGCAGCCUGAUCCAAGGAGGAAUGAUUGGAAACUUCAUCAGUAUUUACCAGCAGGAAGGAACAAGAGGGCUGUGGAAGGGGGUAUCACUGACUGCACAGAGAGCGGCUAUUGUUGUGGGAGUGGAGUUACCGGUGUAUGACAUCACCAAGAAGCACCUAAUCCUGUCUGGACUGAUGGGUGACACAGUCUACACGCACUUUCUGUCGAGUUUCUCUUGUGGCUUGGCAGGAGCACUAGCUUCAAAUCCAGUUGAUGUUGUGAGAACGCGGAUGAUGAACCAAAGGUCAAUUUGUGACGGGUCCAGCUACAAGGGCACGCUAGACUGCUUACUGCAGACCUGGAAGAAUGAAGGCUUUUCUGCUUUGUACAAAGGUUUCUGGCCAAACUGGUUGAGACUGGGACCCUGGAAUAUUAUUUUCUUUAUAACCUAUGAACAGCUCAAGAAACUGAACCUAUAAUGGUGUGGGAUUCUGUGCAGCUAGCAGUCCUUUUUUUUUUUUUUUUUUUUUUUUAAAUGCCAGGAGCCAUAUAGAAUUUCAUACCUCUGUGCUCCAAUUCUCCCAAGAGGUCACCAGAGGAAUGUGUGAAUAUAUGAAGAGCUCUGACACUCUCGGAGACCAGGUGGACAAGCCCCCUGACCAUAUUAAAGAAUUUUUCUUUAGAAAAACAUAUUUAUUAUAUUUCAAAAGACCGUAACGGAUGCCUGGAUUGUGGUUGCCAAUGACAGCAUGGAUGACACAUACUAUGGAUUCCUUUCAGAGAGAUGAGAGGUUUUAAUGGUCAUCAACUGAUGGAAGGCGUUCAGCAAAUUCUAUAUUUUUAUACGUGUAUACUGACAUUUUUUAUGUUUCACAGCCCAAUUUUUGUAGAAUGCUAUUUAUUGCUAGGUAUAAAACCAAAAUUCUUCCCUUACCCCCAUCCUGCCAAGCUAGUUAUUAAGCCUUUGUAAUAUUUUAGACCAUUUUCUAAUUUGGCCAAGUUACUGAAUAAUAUAUCCAGAAGUAUUUUUAUUUUUAAGUUGUUACAUUGUCAAACAAUUCAUGUAAUUUAUUAUCACUGUCUGUAAAAGUCUACAGAUCCCAGUUUUUGUAUCACAACAUACCCUGUGUAUCUUCUAUGUUUUUUAUAUGUUCAAGAAUGCAGUAUCAACAUAAGUGAUUAUUUUGUAAGUUUGCUGCGCUAGUGCAUUGCAACAUUUCAGGGAAUGUAGAAGCUACUUUUUUCAGUUGCACUUCUGAAACCACAAUGAUUGUAGUGCAUCUAAAGGAAUACACAAUUAUAGUACGAAUAGUUGUAAUACUAUAUCUUGGGCCGACAAGAAUGUAAAAAUACUUUCUGUUCAAAUAAAAGCCCAUUUAUGUGGUGGAACCUGAUCCGUCCCAGUAGAUUUGAAGCUGUACAUUCCACAUAGUCUCCUGGCAUUCACAGGAAGGUGACAUUU